GCAAAUUCUCAUCUACUCUCCAUCCAUCUUCUCUGAUCCUCGUGGACGACAAACGACCAGGCAUCAUCAGUCGCUCUGUUUCACCCCAACACGCGGAAUCAUUCCAUCUCGUCUGACCCGGGAUCGGCGGUUUCAGUCCCUCCAGGAGUCCAGCAUCUGCAUCCCCGUUUCAGAUGCCUCGUUCAUCUUAUCAGCGACAGUCCACUGCCCUCGUCCGGUCCGCCUAGAAGGUCCCCUCUCACCUUGCAUCGUCCUCCGUACUCUCCAACCACGAAAGUACCAACAAAACACCCAAGAGCCAUGGCAUACUCCCUCCCCACGCCCUUCACCCCCAACAACAGCGAGUUCGCUGCCCUCGACCCGUCGCGCGUCCCCGAUGGCACCAUCUCCAUCACCGCGCUGGCUCGCUUCGAAUUCGAAGCCGGCAAGGGCAACGACGGGACCAAAAUCCUGAUGAUCGAGUGGGAAGACGACGAUCUCGGCCGAACUUCCACCGACAACAGCAACAACAGCAACAACAGCAAAGGCGGCUCAUGGCACGUCGCCUGGGAAGGCAAACAGGCGGUCCUCCCCGCCGACGAGAAGACCAAGGACAACACGCGCCGGUUCUACUUCCUGCUCCCGCCGCACGUCACCAUCCCUCCGACCGUGACGCUCUUCUACGAAGCCGCCCCGGCCGACCACGACCCAACCGCUGCAAAAGCCCCCGAGCCGCUGCACCUGAACCCCCUACCCGCGAUUUUCCCGCCGGAGCUGGGAGCGGACGGCCGGUCCGCGGGCAAGAAGGGGGUGCUGCACACCAUCUGGGCGAAGAAACGGCUGCAGGUGCUGGACAAGGAGAUCCGCGACGAGUGCCGGGCGAACGUCGAGGGGAUCGCGCUGCACAUGGCGCUGCAGGAGAAGGAAUGGAUCGAGACCAACUUCGGGGUCUCGUUGAACCCCGAGCGCAGCCCGCCGGCCAGCCAUCCGGAUCCGCAUUAUCCCAUGGGGCCGGCGACCCCGGUGUCGCCCAGUACCACCGGUGGGGGGAAGCUGGGGGAGAAGCUGAGGGGGUUGAAGUUGCAGACGAGUGAGAAGGAGCUAUCGCCAAAGGGAGAGGGCCACGCCGGCGCCACCGCCCGCCAUCUCCUCUCCCCGCAGUCCCCAGACGUCGCCGUCUCCUCCUUCACCUCCUUCCACACUCUGCACAGCAACAACAACAACAACAACAACAACACCACCACCAACAACAAUCAACCCGCCCAACCACCCUCCGACCCGCCCAUCCGCCCCAUCAUCGUCCACUACCCCCCCGAAUCCCUGCAAACCCACCAAUCCCCCAAUCACCUGCAACAAAACCACCACCUCCUCCACCACACCGGCUUCACCUCACUAGGCACAAUGACACACACCUCCAGCACGGAAUCCGGAUCCGGCGAGGAGCUCUUCGCCAAGGCCCUGAGUCCGCGCACGCCCGAUUUACCCCGGAGUCCCUUCUCCUUCAGUCCGGGGACUUUACAUAUGUGAGAUGUCUUGUUCCUGCCUUUUGCAUCCGCGAGACUUGGGUGGUUCUGUGGUUUUUUUCUUUUGUGGUUGGUUUUUUUUUUUU
Molecule: messenger RNA, 1588 nt
Organism: Aspergillus japonicus CBS 114.51
Lineage: Eukaryota; Fungi; Ascomycota; Eurotiomycetes; Eurotiales; Aspergillaceae
Exons: 2
Coding region: 301-1506 (401 amino acids)
Source: RefSeq, a predicted model, not a curated record